Larimichthys crocea (large yellow croaker) is the source of this 3864-nucleotide messenger RNA. RefSeq names its product calcitonin receptor (gene calcr). The record is from RefSeq and is a predicted model, not a curated record. Bases 456 to 2885 code for a protein of 809 amino acids. The transcript has 22 exons. Gene Ontology annotation, cellular component: plasma membrane; axon. Lineage: Eukaryota; Metazoa; Chordata; Actinopteri; Sciaenidae. Gene Ontology annotation, molecular function: calcitonin receptor activity. Gene Ontology annotation, biological process: cell surface receptor signaling pathway; positive regulation of cytosolic calcium ion concentration; adenylate cyclase-activating G protein-coupled receptor signaling pathway.
CGCACAGACAGAGAUAAGGCGAGGAGGAGCUCCACCACAGCACGCUCGUCCGCGUAAACGGGAGGCUGUUAGACGCACUUGGAUUACCGGGCAGUCAACUGUCACCGCUCAUAACAGCUACAGACCGGCGCCCUGCCCUGCGCUCCUCCACGGCGCGCACCGCCGGUCAUUAAUUCAUCUCAUAAAAAAGGCAGACACCUGGGAGAAGACGCAGCAGUAGUAGCAUUUGAUUAAUUUUUUUAUUGUGGGUUUUAUCUCCGUGGAUGCAAAUAAUAAUAAUAAUAAUAAUAAUAAAAAGUUUUAUUAACGCGGAGUCCUACAUAGGAGCCAGUCUCCGAGGAAGGACAAACAUCGGGUUUCCCUGAACCUCUUCAGCAUCUGUUUCUUUCAACCAGGGCUGCAGUUUCUAAAAAAAAAAUCUCUUCAAGUAUAAGAUUUACCUGUGACAGGAAGAUAUGAUGUUAGUGGGCUCCCUCUGGAUCCUUUGGAUCCACUGGUUUCUCCUUGUGUGCAGGGUGACCUCAGACGCUGAUUCAAUAUCUGACACAUUGCUCAGGCCUGAAUAUAGCAUGACAGAGGAACCCAUGGUGAGCCAGGCUCAAUACAAAUGUCUUGAGAUGUCCAACAAAGACCACCAAGGAAACAGAACCGGAGUGUUCUGUAGACCUAUAUGGGAUGGCUUGUUAUGCUGGGAUGAGACACCGACUGGGACAUCUGUAACACAAAACUGUCCAGAUCACUCUGACCUGGAUCCAGCUGAGAAAGUUACCAAGUAUUGCGAUGAAUUGGGUAACUGGAUCCAGACGGGCUCAACAUGUCAACCAUCUUCAAAGAAUAAAUUUGAGAUGGAAGUCCUCCAUUUUUUAAGGGAUGCGGCGGGAGAGCCCACCACAGAGGCCAUUGGCAUUAACACAGAAAAAGGCAGUGUUAUGGCAAUCGUUGUGAAUGAAAAGACAUGUGCUGAGAAAAUUAAGCAAGAUCCACCUUAUAACAAAUCAGGUCUUUACUGCAAUCGUGACUGGGAUGGCUGGCUAUGCUGGGGCGACACUCCAGCAGGAACCUAUGCCUCCCAAAACUGCCCUGAAUAUUUUAGUGACUUUGACCCUACAGAAAAGGCAACUAGGUACUGUGGAGAAGAUGGUCAGUGGUUCCACCACCCAGAGACCAGCAGGAUUUGGACCAACUAUACACUCUGUGCAACCACCCAUGAGAAGAGGCUGAGGAAGCUGAAAAUCCUUGUCAAUGAAGACAAGUGCCUCAGGAAAAUAAAUCACGAUCCACCACUCAACAAAUCAGCAGGUUUGUACUGCAGUCGUAACUGGGAUGGCUGGCUGUGCUGGGAUGAUACUCCAGCAGGAAACUACUCUUCCCAAAACUGCCCUGAUUAUUUUUCUAACUUCGACCCAACAGAAAAGGCAACUAAGUACUGUGGAGAAGACGGGCAGUGGUUUCGGCAUCCAGAGAGCGGCAAGACAUGGACCAACUACACACUAUGUGCUUUCAACACUAUGGAGAAGUCAAAGCACUCAGAGGGCGUUGAGGAAGACCCAGUGGACGAGGUCACGGUCAGUCCCAUGGUUAACCCAGAAGAGCAGGAAAUUGAGAGGAAGAAAAUUCUUGACAGCCAGUACAAAUGCUUCGAGAAAAUGAAUCGAGAUCCACCUUACAACAAAUCAGGGCUGCACUGCAAGCGAAAUUGGGAUGGAUGGCUGUGUUGGGACGACACUCCAGCAGGGACAUACACAUCUCAAAACUGCCCCAAUUAUUUCAUGGACUUCGACCCCACAGAAAAGGCCACUAAGUAUUGUGGGGAGGACGGGCAGUGGUUUCGCCACCCGGAUACCAACAGGACUUGGUCCAACUACACACUCUGCAAUGAAAACACUACAGCAAAGCUGAAGUCAGUGUACAUCCUCUUUUACAUGGCCAUUGUGGGUCACGGUUUAUCCAUAGCCUCCCUGCUCAUCUCUCUGGCCAUCUUCUUCUACUUCAGGAGCCUGAGCUGCCAAAGGAUCACCCUACACAAGAAUCUCUUCUGCUCCUAUGUGCUCAAUUCAGCCCUCACCAUAAUCUACCUCGUAGCAGUGGUCAGCAAGCCUGAAGUGGUGAGCAGAAACCCGGUUGGCUGUAAAGUGUUGCACUUUUUCCACAUGUACAUGCUGGGUUGCAAUUAUUUCUGGAUGCUCUGUGAAGGCAUAUACCUGCACACUCUCAUUGUGGUGGCUGUGUUUGCAGAGGAGCAGCACCUGCACUGGUACUACCUCCUGGGCUGGGGCUUUCCUCUUGUGCCCGCAUCCAUCCACGCUGUGGCAAGGAAAAAGUAUUUCGAUGACAACUGUUGGAUGAGUGUGGAAACCCAUCUGCUCUUCGCAGUCCAUGGUCCUAUACUGGCAGCGCUUCUUGUGAACCUUUUCUUUUUACUAAAUAUUAUAAGAGUGUUGGUGACUAAGUUGAGAGACACACACCGGGCAGAGUCCAACAUGUACAUGAAGGCAGUGAGAGCCACCCUGAUCCUGGUGCCCCUGCUUGGAAUACAGUUUGUCAUUUUCCCUUGGAGGCCAGAGAACCGGCUAGCUGGGGAGGUCUACGAGUACGUCAUGCACAUACUCAUGCACUACCAGGGGUUACUGGUGGCAACAAUAUUCUGCUUCUUCAAUGGAGAGGUGCAGGCAGCUCUAAAAAGACAGUGGAUGCAGUACAAAACCCAGUGGGGUCAGAGACGAAAGGACCACUGCUCAAUGCGCUCAACGUCCUACACAGCCACCUCCAUCACCGAGGUGCCCGCCUUCAUGUACCACCAUGACUGCAACAGCGAACACUUGAACGGGCGCCACACGGAGGACUCUGAACUGGUAGCACUAAAAUCAGGAGAAACAUAUGCAUGAGCCACUCAGUCACAUGGAAGACAAAGAGCGUAGUGGUGGGAACAGCCGAAGAAGAGUAACAGAGCAACGGACAUGUACAAUAUGAAAGGAAUCCAGUCUUGCCCACCAUAUCUCAGUGAUAAAAUCUCAGAGGCUGGUUUGUUCAGCACAGGACGAUAAUACGGGUCUGGAAAUAAAGAGCUCAUUGGGUCGAAGAUGAACUAGCUACAGAAGGCUAAUAUUUUACUUUACAUUGCUGUUGCGGCUGCUUUUUGAGAACUUUCGAUGUCAAGAACUUGUGGCAUGAGACAAGAGCUACUUUUUGACAUGUGUCACUUCUUAAAGCUGCUAAACUGUGAGAGACACUCACAGUGACGGAAGCCUGUGCCGGCGUGGAGUCAGGGGUAACUGUGAUCGUGAUGUCUGUUUCGAGAUGAUGAUGCUGCUGAAUGUGACUGUGGUGAUGACGCUGGUUCUGAUUGACACGAGGUGGAGGUCGAUAAGAGUUUUGAUGGUGUCACGAUGAUGAUUUUUAAGGUGAAGUAGAAGAACCAAUCCUUCCUUACCUCACCGAAACCAAAGGGUCCUGUAUGUUGGUCUUAGCUAUGAAGGGGCGUACCGUUUCCACACACACACACACCCACACACACACACACACACACACACACACACUUAAAAAACUUCACAAACUUGAUCAUAUGUGCCAUGAUAGAGGUUCAAAUUUCAAAUACCCUCUGUGCUUGAAGCUCUGGAAUUGUGUACAUAACGUAUGUUCACCAUGUUUCAUUUUGAAAAAAAAAAAAAAAAAAAAAAGAUGUUCAAAUGUUUUAAAGGAUUUUAUUUUUAUUUUCUAUUAAUAUUUUAUUCUUGCCAAUUCCUAAGUAUGUGCUACGUGUGUGUCCUGUGAUGCUGCACUCCUGACUGCUUUGUUGUUUUGCAGUUGCUGUAUUUGUGCUGAUGCUCAACAUCACAGGGCUGAAAAGCAAAAAGAAGAAGCUAA